UAGCUAGUUACAAGCCACGGAAGGAGGGCGGCCCUUUAACUGGAGUAUCAAACAGUUGCUUACUUUAGUGAUUCCUAAUUUCUGACUUGGAAAUCGAAGAGCAUACCUGAACAACAAAGCCCCUUUGCACCCUGCUGGCAGGAGGAUGUCGGAGAGCUCCAGUGAUACCGAGUCCUCCUGCGGUUGGACUAUCAUUAGUAAUGAGGGUUCAGAUAUAGAGACCCUGGGAACAGAGAAUGGGCUGGAAUGCGUGAAGGAUCUCCCAGAAUGCAUAGCAGUGCAACAGGACCAGCAUGCUUCUUUCUCUGCCGAAGGAUCUGACAAUAGACCUGAGUCAUCACAUGAUGCCACCCCGAAGGAAGAAAUCUUAGAUGAGACUCUGAGUGCCUCUGAGGUUGUGGGUGAGGUGGCGGGGGAUGAGCAUGUGACCCUGUGCUCCUCCAGCGACCACUCAGACAUUGUGACUCUUGGGGACAUGAGGGAGGCAGAACUGGGCCCCUGGGAGGAGCAGGCUGAGUUGGAGGAGGAAAAGGAGGCCACUGGCGGGGAGGACUCUUACCUGGGGACCUCCUCCAGCAGCCAGUACACCUUCAGCACAGCAGAGACUGUGUUUCCAGUAGAGCACCCUACAGCAGGAGACUCCAGCAGCAGUGAGGACGAGGCUGUGGAUCAGGUGACCCCCCUGGUGAGGAGGCGCAGGGUGAGGAGGAGCACCACCAGCUCCACAGCUGAGCCAGAGGAGGAGCAGGAGUCUGGCCACAGUGACAGAGAGGACGUUCCUGACAUGCACCAAGAGGAGCUGCAGGAGCCACUGGUUACUCCUGCUCCGGGUCAUGUCAGCGGCACCCUCAACAAGUGCAUCCUGUUGGCCCUUGUCAUCGCCAUCAGUAUGGGCUUCGGACACUUCUAUGGCACGGUGCAGACUCAGGAGAGGCAGAAGAUAGUGGAGAAGAUCAGGGAGGGGGGUCUUGGCGAUCCCAGAGUUCUGCCUCCACAGUGUUCCAGAGGACAGCCAACUGUCAUCAAGGAAGUGGUUGAAAAUCUGAGAGGACACCUACAGAAGGACACGGUGCAGAGCCUCACACACAUUAUGGAUGAAAUUACUAAAGAGAACCAGGAGUUAAGAUUGAAACAGGCCAAGCUACAGUCCCAGAAAGAUGAGCUGGCAUUGCAGCUGAAGCAGACUGCAAUGGAGAGGACUAAGACUGAGUCCCAGCAGAAGCACCUGGCGGUGGAGAACCAGCUGCUGAAAAGCUCUCUGGAGCGAGAAGAGGAGUCCCUGUCCGCCCUGCAGGAGGAGCUGAGGAGCCUGCGCUCACAAAUCCGGGGCCUAGAGGAGCGGGGUGCUGGAGCCGACUCCAUCCUGUCCGAGAACCAGCGCCUGAAGGAGCACCUGGAGGAAGAGAAGCAGCGUGUGCUUAGCGUGCUGGGCCAGAGGGAGACCCUGAUGGCCGAAGCCCACACCCUGAGGAAAGAGCUAGACAAGGAGCGUCGUGUGACGGAGCAGCUGAGGGCGGAGCUGGACCUGCUGAGCAGUGCUGCGGAGGGGGUGGGGGGGGACCCGGAGACCGAGGAGCUGCAGGCCCGUCUGGCAGAACUGGAGAAGAAGCUGAGCUUUGAGCAGCAGCGCUCAGACCUGUGGGAGAGGCUGUAUGUAGAGACUAAAGAGGACAAGGCCACGGGGGACAAGCAGGCCAAGGUGAAGAAGCCCAAAGAAGGCGUGAUUGGGAAGGUGAAGGAGACGUUUGAUGCGGUGAAGAACUCCACCAAGGAGUUUGUGCACCAUCACAAAGAGCAGAUAAAGAAAGCCAAAGAGGCCGUGAAGGAGAACCUGAGGAAGUUUUCUGAUUCUGUCAAAUCGACCUUCCGCCACUUCAAGGACUCGGCCACGCGCAUCAUGGACAAAACCCAGCGGCCUCAUGACAGGAGGUUUCACGAGAGGAAGGAUGCGAGGACAGAGAAGCAGCAGCAGGAUCAGCAGCAGCAGGAGGAGCACAAGCGCUCGGAGGGAGAUUCCUGGCAGCACCGGGCCCACAAGCCCCUGCAUAGACACCCUCGUAAAUCUACAGAGGACUCCUUCCAGGCUAACCGUAACACCCGCAAGUUUGGGGGCAAGGUCCAGGAGGAGCCUGACCAGGACAGCCAGAGAAGUGGGCCCAAAGGCUGUUCGGGAGUUUUUGACUGUGCCUACCAGGAGUCCAUGAGCCUCUUCAACAAAGCCAUGGACCCCAUCAGAGCAGACGAGUUCAACCAGCUCCUUCACAGCUACCUCCAGCAGGAGGUUGACCACUUCCACCACUGGACGGAGCUGGAGAGCUUCAUCAAUAAGUACUUCCACAACGGUGUGUUCAUCCACGACCAGAUGUUGUUCACUGACUUUGUAAGUGGUGUGGAGGACUACCUGGAAGACAUGCAGGAGUACCACGGCCACGACGAUGACACCUUCGAAGAUCUGGAUGAGUACAUCUACAAGCACUUCUUUGGAGAUACCUACUCACAGCGCUAUGGGCCCAGCAGGCCCUUUGAGGGGCCGGACCCACCCAGGAAGGAGCAGCACAGGUCCAAUCAGCAGCAGCGUAAGCAGCAGAGGUCUCGCCCCCGGCCACAGAGAGACAGGAAGUGGAGCAGAAGUGGACAGAACACAGACAGACACAUGACUGAUGUCAAAAUUGAGCUGGGUCCCAUGCCUUUUGAUCCAAAAUAUUGAUAAUAACCUUAAUUAGUUAUUGAUUAGUUUUUAAAAUAAUGGCUUAACCUGAUACUGUUGUUGCAAAUUCUACUCUGGAUGCAUUUGAUUAAAAGCCUUUUUUUUUAUUUUAUUGUGAUUUUGCACAAUGUUACUGCAGCUGGCUGUCCCUAGCUUCCUGUGCUGUGUAAAGCUAUACUUACUAAGCUAGAGGCAGUAGUGAUGUAUCUGAACGCACAAAGAAAAUAAUUGCUGCAUUGAUUUGUAAUUAAAUUAUUGUCUAAAUAUUUAUAACUAGAGCAAUUACAUGGGAAUACAGACAAAUCUGUAGAGGGG
Messenger RNA from Hypomesus transpacificus, 3022 nucleotides. RefSeq names its product cell cycle progression 1 (gene ccpg1). Gene Ontology annotation, cellular component: membrane. The transcript has 10 exons. The coding region runs from base 146 to 2707 and encodes 853 amino acids. Lineage: Eukaryota; Metazoa; Chordata; Actinopteri; Osmeriformes; Osmeridae. The record is from RefSeq and is a predicted model, not a curated record.